CCUGCAUUUAAUGCCAAAAUCUAAUGAUGAGAGUCUCUGCCGCCAUUGGAAAUUAAACACCGUUCCCUUGUCUCUUUCCUGCUCACAGAACCCUGAUCCUUCCUUCAUUCCCUUGUUCUCAGAGCAACGCUUUCAUCCCCCCCUCCUCUUCCUCUUUUCUUCUCAGCACCCGCGCGUUCUUCAUUUUUCUCGAGUUUUUUUUGUUGUUGUUGUCAAUGGCGGUCUAAACCCUAACGCUCCUCUCUACGUCAGCUUAGUUCAUAACUAUGGCCUUCAUCUUCCUGUUUACUCCUUCAACUAUUUUCACGAAUACCCCCUUUACCCUUCAAACAAAUCAUGGUGGCUUUCUCGAGUCACUUAUCUACAGCACCCUCCUCUUCCUCCUCCUCCUCCUCCUCCCACUCGCUGUCAAUAUUAUCAGCAUGUCAAUGAGAUGCAAGAAAAAGAUGCUCGCACUGUUAAUGUUAAUGUAAUUAACGUUAAGAGUAAGGAGAUCAAGGCUAAAGGGAAGAGAAGCAGGCAAUCCAAAGGCACGAAGGUGAAAGCAGCAGCAGCAGCAGCAAAAGAGCCUGAGAAAGAUAUUCAAGAAGCCGGAGUUCUCCUCUCCAAAAAAACCACCACCCUAAUGAUCAGAAAUCUCCCCAACAAGUUUGACCAAGAGAAGGUCCUAGAUUUGCUUGAUGAGCUGUAUCUACCGAUUGAUUUCAGGUUCUAA
Molecule: messenger RNA, 715 nt
Organism: Asparagus officinalis (garden asparagus)
Lineage: Eukaryota; Viridiplantae; Streptophyta; Magnoliopsida; Asparagales; Asparagaceae
Exons: 2
Coding region: 11-715 (234 amino acids)
Source: RefSeq, a predicted model, not a curated record